AUUCGAACUUCGAUAUCAUGAUUGUAUAGCAUAUUAUGAAAUGGAUACACUUUUGUUUUGAAUAACGCAAAUUACCAGACCAGCGUCGUUAAAAAAAAAAUCAAAUACAAUGAAUAAGCUUACGGUGUUUUCGGCAAUUUUAAUUAUCUUGGGAGGAGAAUGUUUCCACGGCAUUAACGCAGACUAUUCUAUUGAAACUACAAAUUUCACUGGCAGGUGGUAUGCAGUUAUGGCGACUGGAUGCAAAGACGGCAAAGACUGUAAUAUUUUUACAAAUAACGAAAAACCGUGCGAAUGUACAUCAGCAGACUUUAUUGCUCUCCAGGAGAAUGGCUGGCUAGUGUAUAUGAAUUCGAUCAACAACGAGUCCUCUACAGUAACAGUCGAUGUAGGAGGUGCAGCGCCGUCGGGCGAUGAUAAAAUCAUUCAAGGUUUUAUUUACAGCCGAGCUACAAUGCCGUUGAGUGUAUUAUCAGCAUCGGAAUGCUCUAUUACUGACAAUGUUAUUGGACAAAAAUUUUUUUUAAGGUAUAGAAUUACCAUUAUCGGCUCUAGUGAAAAGGAUGGUUAUAUGAUCACCACAAUGGCCGAAAUUGAUGAAAGUAAUACAGACAAGGGCAAUCCGUUAACAGUUAUUUGGUGCCAUAAUAAAACGCCUGGUAAAGAUACUAUCUGGAGGCAUAUAGUAGAGCACUUUAAAUCUCUUCAAUUAGAUAUCCACACAUUAAAGUUUAUUAACCAGCUAGGUUGUAAAUAUCCAACGGAAAAUCAAUACAACGAAAUGUUUUUCUGCUGAUCAUCAAAAUUUGAUUUAAUCAGAUUUAAUCUGCUAAUCGGUAUUGUAAGUUAAUUAUAUAGAAGUAAAAUACAAUGCAUACCAUAUGUAUUAUUGUUGUAUUAUACUAUUAUCCAAUUAAAAUUAUUAAACAUAUUUAUAUCAAAUAUUUUUUUUAAAUUUGAUGUAAUGUACCAAUUUAAAUGUUCUAAAAUGUUUAAAAUAAAAUCGUAAAUAAUA
Molecule: messenger RNA, 1015 nt
Organism: Acyrthosiphon pisum (pea aphid)
Lineage: Eukaryota; Metazoa; Arthropoda; Insecta; Hemiptera; Aphididae
Source: RefSeq, marked predicted